Messenger RNA from Menidia menidia (Atlantic silverside), 5297 nucleotides. Lineage: Eukaryota; Metazoa; Chordata; Actinopteri; Atheriniformes; Atherinopsidae. The record is from the annotation of a GenBank genome assembly.
AUGCUGAGGGUGUCGGGGGCCAUGCUGAGGGUGCCGGGGGCCCCGCCGGCCCCGGGGGGCUACGAGUGGCACUUCCAGUGCUCCGUGGGGGUGGACUGUAGCGACGCCGAGCCUCGCUGCAUUUGGCUGGCGGUCUUAAGGGGGGUCGCGCCCGGCGCCUGUCCUCGUCCAACACCGGUCCCAUCGCCACGGCGACGGGGCCCCAGGGGGCUAGUACAGCGCCACCGCUUCUCCUGGGCUAAAGGGCGAAGAGAUGGCAUGGUGUCGUCCAAUGAGAACAGACGCAGGCCGCUGUCCUCGGGGGAGGUGGAGGGCUGGUCCAGGCCGGGCCCGCACACCCUGCUGCUCCAGAAGAGUCCUCAGGGGUUCGGCUUCACGCUGCGCCACUUCAUCGUCUACCCGCCCGAGUCCGCUCAGCACGUCUCUAAAAGCCGGAGCUGUCAGGAUGAAGAGAACGGCAACGCGACCGGAAACGGUUGCCCGCAAUCUCGCUUGGAGCCCAUGGACACCAUCUUUGUGAAGAGCGUGAAAGAAAAUGGCCCAGCGCAGCAAGCCGGACUGUGUAAAGGUGACCGACUGGUGAGGGUGAACGGGGAGAGUGUUCUGGGGAAAACCUACUCUGAAGUGAUUGGACUGAUCCAAAAUAGCAAAAGUGUUUUGGAGCUGUCUAUUAUGUCAAAAGAUGAGGACGUGUUGCAGUUGGCCUACUCACAGGAUGCGUACCUGAGAGGCAACGAGCCGUACACAGGUGAGGCGUACCACCUCCCGGAGCCCCCCCCCCCCUGCUAUCCCUCCGCCCAGCCCCCCCCCCCCGCUCCCCCCACGGCUCCGGGGGGCCGGAGGACUCCGGCCAGCAUUUCCCCCCCCCGGGGCGGCAUCGGGCCCGCCUUCAGCGCGCUUGACUUCCACCUGGCCAACCACAACGCCGCCAUCGCCUCGGCCACUCUGCCCCCGCCCCGCAAGAGCAGCCUCCCGGCCCCCGCCCCCACGCACCCCGACUCCCUCUGCCAGCGGGCCCUGUCGGACUGGUUCUACAGCCACAGCGAGGAGCCCUGGUCCUGCCGCCCCCUCAGCGUGUCUGAGGACAGCCUGCCGGGGCUGGGCCUGAGGCCCGGCCCCCGCAGGGCCCCCCCCCCGCAGCACAGGAGGGAGACCCUGCUGCAGCAUCACCAGGCGGCGGCCCAAUCCCACGAUUCCUGUUGGCUGGGCGGCGUGGCGGCGGGCGGCGGGCGGCCGUGCUCGGCGGGCCUGCGGGCGGCCUACGCGGGCUACCAGCACAGCUACGGCCGCUCGCUGCAGGCGCUGGCCCACGCCUCCGCGCUGGUCCCACACAGCCCCCCCAACGCAACACCACAGGACAAGAAGAAAAAGGAGGCCUCGGCGGAGCAUCACCACCACACAAACCCCGUCCCCUCCGCUGGGCAUCCCGGGGACAGGCCGUCCGGUCAGCAGCUGGCCGAGCCCCAGACCAGCCGCAUAAAGGAGGAGGAGCUAGUGGGCUACAAAAGCUACAGCCCCUCCUUCUGCCGCAAAGCCGACCACCUCCUCCAACAGGCCACCUCCUUCAGAGAGCCCAAGUACAGCGGCCCCCAGCUCACCUGGAGCCCUGACAGCAUGGGGGACAGUAAUGGGGGGCUGGGGCCCCGGCCCCAGUCCACCCCCGCCCUGCUGACCUCAGAGGAGGAGGCCUUUCAGCUCGCCCAGGACCGAGAGGUCAUCUCCUCCCUGUCCUUACAUCAAGAAGUGGUCCGGAGACAGAAUCUGCCAGCAGGCAGAUGGCCCCCCUCACCCGUGGAAUCACCAGAGCCUCCCGGUCUGGCCUCCCCAUGUGGGACUCCCUCCCCGGUCCCUGGUGGAGCGGGCCACAGGGCCAAUGGCAGUCUGGCACGGCACGCCUUCGACUCCCUGUCCUCCAUUCCCUUCAUAGGCGGCAUUAAAGGCCGGCGCUCGUCCUACCUGCUGGCCAUCACCACUGAGAGAUCCAAGUCUUGUGAUGAGGGGCUCAACACUUUUAGGGAGGAAGGACGUGUCUUCUCUAAACUACCAAAAAGGGUCAAGAGCUUUUUUACAGACGGGUCUCUGGAGAGCCUGCGAGUCCAGGAAGAAGCACGAUCGAAGCGGCACUCCACCUCUGAGCUGGGAACCAUUACCUUCAGCGAGAUCCGCAAGGAGGGCUGGCUGCACUACAAACAAAUCCUCACAGAGAAGGGAAAGAAAGUUGGGGGCAGUAUGCGGCCUUGGAAGCGCGCCUACACUGUCCUCCAUUCCCACUCGCUCUUCCUCUACAAAGACAAACGGGAAGCUGUGCUUCAUGGUGCGGGGGCAGGGCCCAGUCAGGAGGAAUAUUCCCCCAUCAGUAUCAGGGGUUGCCUGAUAGACAUCGCGUACAGUGAAACCAAGCGGAAGAACACCCUGAGGCUGACCACACAGGACUUCUGCGAGUAUCUGCUGCAGGCCGAGGACCGGGAGGACAUGCUGGCCUGGAUCCGCAUCAUCAGAGAGAAAAGCAAAUCCGAUAACGAGGAGAUCGGCUUCUCGAGGCAAGCCCUCAUCAACAAGAAGCUGAAUGACUACAGAAAACACAGCCUCACAGGUAACAAACCGGACUCCUCUCCCAGAGCCCAUCGCAUGAUGCCUCCCUUCCUGCUGUCUAAGACUGACAACGCCUCAGGACAUCGAUCGGCCAGAGCUGGUGAUGAUAAGGCUCUGUGGGGCAUCAACAUCAUGAAGAAGGCCAAGAAGACGGGCAGUCCCAAAGCGUUUGGGGUGCGACUAGAGGACUGUCAGCCCGCUGUUAACCACAAAUUUGUCCCUCUGAUAGUGGAGAUGUGCUGUGGGGCUGUGGAGGCCACGGGUCUGGAGUACACCGGGAUCUACCGCGUGCCCGGAAACAACGCCAUGGUGUCCCACCUGCAGGAGCAUCUCAACAAGGGCCUGGACAUCAACACGGCCGAGGAGAGGUGGCAGGAUCUCAACGUGAUCAGCAGCCUGCUGAAGUCAUUCUUCCGAAAACUGCCUGAACCUCUGUUUACAGACGACAAAUAUAAUGACUUCAUUGAGGCCAACCGGAUAGAAGAUGCUGAGGACAGACUCAGGACUAUGAAAAAACUGAUCUGCAAUCUCCCAGAUCACUAUCAUCACACCCUGAAGUUCCUAGUGGGCCACCUGAAGAGGGUGGCAGACCACUCUGAAAAGAACAAGAUGGAACCCAGGAAUCUAGCCCUGGUAUUUGGUCCCACCCUGGUGAGAACAUCGGAGGACAACAUGACUGACAUGGUCACCCACAUGCCCGACCGUUACAAAAUAGUGGAAACACUUAUACUCCAUUAUGAUUGGUUCUUCAGCGAUGGAGAGCUUGUUAAGGACAACAAGACCCCAGAGGUCAGGGAGGACAUGCAGCCGGUGCCCAACAUUGACCAUCUGCUGUCCAACAUCGGAAGGCCUGGUAUGCCAGGAGAGGCGUCAGAUUCCACCACCAGCGAUUCAGUUAAGUCAAAGAUUUCUUUAGGUUCCAGGAAAGACCUGAAUGCCAGGGACCUCCUUCCCAAGUCGAUCAUCAGUGCUGUGACCCGCAAACGUAAAAAGAGCCUGAGCGUCCACCUGCCGGGCAGCAGCGCCGAGGAGGACUCCGAACACGAGCCGGCCCGAGCUGCAGACCACGCCGAGGAGAGGCCAGAGAGGGAGGAGGAGAGGAGAGGGAAAGAGCCUGUAAACGGUGUACCCGUCUCUCCUAAGAAGGAAAAAAGGCAGGGGAAAGAGAAAGUGGUGGGGGCUCAAAGCCCGGUGGACGGUAAAGCAGAGGGGGGGCCAGAGGUCAGCAGAGACGUGAAGAAGGAGGCGGACAGCAGUGUGAGGAACCUCCAGAGGCCCAGAGGGCAGAGAACCACCCCCCCGCUGCAGCACCCCCGGCCAAUCAGCUUCCUCUACUCACAUCAGCAGGUGCUGGCCACCCAGCCGAAGCCCCCCCCCGCCGCCUGCCCCCCCUCCUACCUGAGGACCCACGACCAGAGCAGAGCACGCCCCGGCGUUCCCUUCUGGGUUUCACCCAGCAGGCCUCCCAACCCGGACCGGGCCCAGCCGUCCGCCCGGAGCCAGGCCGCUCCACUCCGCCACAGGAAGACCCGGGGGGGGGCGCUGAGGGCCAUGUCCAUGAACCUGGAGCUUGAGCUGGACAGGAGUGAGGAAAAGGUCAGAGGGUGGAGAACAGACAAGGUGGAGAUCAUAAGAGUCACUGAAACUCCAGCUCAGCCUGGGUCUACUGGACCGGGGUCUGGUCAGAGAGUGGAGGUCCUCCCUGAACUCACCCAGAGGGGCGCAGCGUUCUCCUCCCCAGGCCCCCCCGCCGUGGUCCUGAGGAGAUCUGCCCUGGAUCCCCGGGACCGGACGAGGGCGUGGCGGCGUCACACCGUGGUGGUCUGACCUGGACGUGGGCUCUGCUGGGACCUGCCGCUGACCACAGGGCAAACCGGGGGGGGGGGUUCUACUGCUUCAGGGUUCUUUUACCAGAGUUUUUAAUGGCGCCAAAGUUGGAAACAGUAUUUGAUGGUGAAGAGAUCUUUGAUUUGCAGCUGGUCUUUCUACUGGUUUCUGCUCUCGGUUCUUAUCCCAAAAUGUUUAAAGUGUGAGCAGAUCCUGUUUCUGCUCACUGAGGACAGCAGCUCAGAUUAAGUCAGGAGGACUUCAGGUUAUGUUUACCUCUCAGACCAUUACAAGCUCUUCCAAAGUCUCCUGAACAUUUCCAGCCGUCUCCCUGUGGACUUAAAGCAGCCAUGCAUGGGGUCAGAGACAGAAGAAUAUGCAAUCCAUACGUUUUACACUCCACACAAGCCUGUUGUGCGUCCCUGUGUGCGUGAGGGUGAGCUGUGAGUCUGUUUUGUCAAAUAUGAAGUGUUUAAGGCAGCUAUGAGAAGUUAUGCCAAAAAGAUGUUUUUUUCCUUUGUUCAUUUGUGAAAGCAGCAUCAGAAUGAUGCCAAAAAAAGCAGAUUGAUGUUCCUAUUUAUACACGUAAUGAAACAACUGGAGUAAAGAAAUAAUCUCAGAAUUUAAAACCAGUCAUACUUCGGUGUUCUUUUCCUAUUCAGUUUCUUUAUAUUAGCUUCCUUCCAAAACAAUGCUGCCAAUCAGUGUCCUCCUAACUGACUCCAUGUCUGUCUUAAUCAUAUCUUGAGCUCAAACCUUUUGUCUCUGCCCUUAAAUGUGUACUUCAUGUAUGUGGGUGACUGUCCGUGGACCAUUUUGUAACUGUUGUAAAAAGCAUUGUUAAAUUAACCUCUGUAUGUGUAGAUAUAUGUGUGUAU